Molecule: messenger RNA, 843 nt
Organism: Equus quagga
Lineage: Eukaryota; Metazoa; Chordata; Mammalia; Perissodactyla; Equidae
Product: basic proline-rich protein-like
Exons: 4
Coding region: 1-843 (280 amino acids)
Source: RefSeq, a predicted model, not a curated record
AUGACCGCCAGCAGCCGCACGGCCGCGGGGACCCAGGCCCCGGGGCUCUCAGACGCCGGGAAGGCCAGGCCCACGCCCCCUCCCCAGGCCCGCGACCCUGCUCCGGCCUCUGCGCCCCCCUCUCCAGGCCUGCGACCCCGCUCCGGCCUCUGCGCCCGGGGGACGCGGGGACCCUCCCCGCCCACGACGCGCGCCGCGGGCCCGGGUCCAGCCAAGGGGGCGGGGGUCCCCAAGGCCCACACUCCCAUGGCCGCCCGAGGCCCAGCCCCCGCCGGGCCGGGGGUUCCGGCGCAGACCCCACCCCAGCCCGCGUACCUGGAUGCGCGGCGCCCGGGGCCGGAGGCGGCUGCGCGGGGACGCGGGACGCGGGGACGGCGGGCGGCGAGCGGGUCCCCGCACUGCAGCGGCGCCGCCCUCCGCCCGCCCCCGCGCCGCCGGUCCACCCCACCUACCCCUGUUACCGCUCCCACUCUCCCCUUCCACCUCUCUCGCUGGCCUCCUCUUCGCUGCCCCGACCCCAAGCCCGCCAUCCCCACCCUGGGCAUUGGGGAUGCAUACUACAAGCCUGGACAGAGGCACGCCACAGGAUGGCUGGCCUUGCCCGGCAUGUUCCCCAGCAUGUUCCCCAGCUGGCCUGGCGCUGGCCCAGCUUCCUCCUGCCAGCGCAAAGGCAGACUCGACGAGCUGAGGAUGGCCCCCCCAGGCGGCGGCCAGCAAGAAGCCGAGGCCUCGAGUGCCGCCACCACCCAGGGGCGCCUGGAAGCAGAUGCUGCCGGCCGAGCCUCAGACCAGAACCCAGCCCUGGAGUCAGGGGACCCAAGGGAGCCGUGCCCGGACUCCUGA